This is a messenger RNA of Fraxinus pennsylvanica, 531 nucleotides long. The record is from the annotation of a GenBank genome assembly. Lineage: Eukaryota; Viridiplantae; Streptophyta; Magnoliopsida; Lamiales; Oleaceae.
AUGACCAUCUCUCCAGCCUUCUUUUCUUCGCUCCUCAACGUAUCCACCUCCAAAAUCCCAAACUCAGAUACCCCUUUUGCCAAAACCAAAUACCCUUCAAGAAGAAGGACACAUUCGAUCCAUUUCCACCCCAUAAGAUCUCUCGCAGAUUCAAUUUCCACUCUAGAUAAUCAACCGGCUGCUGCCUCGUCAUCGGCCCCUAGCAGUUCGGCUACAAUUACGAACUCUGUAAGUCUUGACGAUGAUAGUGUUAAUGAUGAUGAGGUGAAAAAAGCUGAGUCGAUAAUUGGGGCUAAGGUCAGGAUUAAGGUGCCAUUGAAGGUUUACCAUGUGCCUAAAGUGCCCGAAUACGAGUUGACGGGAAAGGUGGGUGUGGUGAAGCAGUAUGUUGGGGUUCAUAAGGGGAAAAAGAUUUCAGCUAAUUUGCCUUAUAAAGUGGAGCUCAUGGUGGAUGAGGUUCUGGGGCGUGAUGGGAAGCCACUGAAAUUUUUGGCACACAUGAGGGAUGAUGAGUUUGAAUUUCUUGACUGA